CACUCCAGCCAGAUCCUCCACGAAAGCUCCGUCCAGAGCGCACGCGUACACACGCUGAAACCAAGUGAGCAGCGAGGACCAAGUCCAUGGAGGUGUCGGCGUGCUCCGGCGGCCUGGAUCCCGCGAGACUGGCCAAGGCGCCGCAGCUGCUGCGCUCGGCCUCUCAGGCCAUGAAGGGGCUGGCCGCCGACAUCCACUCCUCCGGCGGGAGCGGCCGGAAAUGCGCGCCUGGGGCCAGUAGGUCCGGGGGAAAGGCCGCCGCCCCCAUCCUGGAGCUUCUCGAGACCUAUUUGCUCGAGAUCUGGGACAUCUCUGCUGCUGCCGAAUAUAAGGCGCUGGCUCUGCAGGCCAGGGAUGCCUUCUACUUGAACCAAGACCUUCAAGACACGGUCGACUGCCGCAGGUUUCAUUCCUCCAACCCACCUCGUGUUCAAUUCAAACCACUUCCCGCUCUCAGGUGGUGUGGUUGGCACUGCCUCCCUUUUGGAAUAGUUGCGCCCAAACCACCCAAGAAGAUCAUCAAGGACAUCAAGGUUGUGAAUCAAGAAACUCGCAAGAUUGGCGAUCUGCUGGACAAGGGGGAAGACGGCUCAUCGCGGGGGCGGCCGCGCAUGCCUGAUUCAAGCAGGGAAAUUCUUCACACUAGAAGAGGAUUCGUUGGGCGUGACAAGGAGAAGGAUGAUAUCGUGCAAUUGCUCAUCCAGCCAUGUGCCAAGUCUGCUGUUAUCCCUGUUGUUGGUGAAGCAGGAAUUGGGAAGACAACUCUUGCUCAGAUGGUGUUCACUGAUGCAACAGUUCGGGAGCAUUUUGAUGUCAAAUGUUGGGUGUCAGUUUCCAGUAGCUCCAACAAGAUGGAGCUCGCAGCCGAGAUCCUAAGGUCGGUCCUACCGGCUUGGGAUGGCUCCGCUGACAAGAUGCUGGAUUUUCAAAUGCUUCAGUCGGAGCUCCGUCGAGCUCUUACAUCCAAGAGGUAUCUGAUUGUUCUUGAUGAUGUGUGGAACAUCACAGAUGAAACCUGGAUGGACAUGCUCGCUCCUCUACAGUCAGCAGAUACCGGGAGCAGAAUUAUGGCGACUUCCCGCAUGGACACCAUGCCUCGCAUCUUCAGAGCAUCACAGCUGUACACUGUGAAUCCGCUCAAGAACGAGGAUUGCUGGGCCCUGCUGAAGGAACAUGCUUUGCCAAGUGAUCCCGGUAAUGUCUAUCAAGAACUUCACCCGAUCGGGAAGCGGAUUGCUGAAAAAAUCAAUGGAUCACCUCUGGCUGCCAAGCUGGUGGGAGGUUUGCUGGGAGAUACAAGGAGCAACAUUCACUGGAUGAACAUCAUGGAAAAUGGAUUACAAGAUAAUGCUGUUUUCUCCGCCCUAUGCUUGAGCUAUAAAUACCUACCGGUACACCUCAAGCGAUGCUUUGCAUAUUGCAGUUUGUUUCCAGAGGACUAUAAGUUUGAUCCAGCACACUUGUUCCGCCUUUGGAUUGCCGAGGGUUUUGUUCAACCACAAGACAGGGCUGAAAAAAGGAUGGAAGACAUUGCUAGAGAAUAUUUUGAUCAGCUCCUUUCACGCUCAUUCUUCCAGGAACUCAAGCUUGGAUCCAAGACGUACUACUUGGUGCAUGGCUUACUCCAUGAUCUUGCAAGGUCUGUUGCAGCGGAGGACUGUUUCCGUAUUGACGAUGGCAUGAACUGCGACAUCCCGUUAACAGUGCGCCAUCUGUCUGUCACCAUGAACAGUCUACCUUCCCUCACAAGCUUCCGCAGUCUAAAAGAGUUGCGCACCUUGUUAAUCCGACCGUCACUUCCAUCCAACUCCAGUUGCUCCCAAGAGGAUUUUGCUGUGAAUUUAAAAAGUAUCCUGGAGAAGUCAAAACAGUUGCGUGUUCUUGAUCUCAGUUGCUUUAAGUCCAAAGAGUUGCCCCAAUGCAUUGAUGACUUAUUGCACCUCCGAUACCUAUCUAUCCAUGGCUCCAUCCAGAGGCUUCCUGAGUCGAUUGGCAAGCUCCUGCAUCUGCAAGUAUUGUGCUUCACUGGGAAAUGUUCUUUUGAUAAGCUUCCUGAAAACGUUACUAUGUUGGUCAAUUUGCGGCACCUUCUUGUUGAAACAAAGUGUACUGCAGGAUUGGCGGGCAUUGGUCGGCUAGCUAACCUUCAGGGAUCACUUGAGUUCCACAGUGAGAAGAGGGAAGGGCAUAGACUAGAAGAGUUGAGGAACAUCAAUGGUCUCCAUGGGCUACUAAAAAUAAAAGGUCUAGAAAAUGUUUCAAGCUAUGAAGAAGCCUGCAAAGCUGAGUUGAAUAAAAAAACACAUCUUAAUUCUUUGAACUUAGAAUGGAGCUCCGCUAGUAGGAAUAACCCUCCUCCUGCGGACGCAAAGGUACUUGAAGGCCUAAAGCCGCACCAAGACAUUAAGGUACUUAACCUUAGAAGGUAUUGUGGCGCCAGAGCUCCCAGCUGGCUACCAUUAUUGCAGCAGCUGCGUUCCUUGCACCUUACCAAUUGCAGGAGUUUGACCAUGCUUCCUCCACUGGGGCAUUUGGGAUCACUCAGACAUUUACACAUGAAGGAGCUGUGUGCGGUUGACUGUAUUGGACAUGAGUUUUAUGGCACUGGUGAUGUGGCAUUUCCAUCCCUAAACUUCCUUGAAUUUGAUGAUUUCCCAAGGUUGCAUGACUGGUCCGGAAUAGCACACGGAAAGUCAUUUCCAUGCCUUGAAAGAUUAAUCAUAAUGGAUUGUCCAAAAUUGGUCAAAAUUCCUCCCCUCCCCCCAACUACUUGUGAAGUUACCAUUGAGCGUACACAGUUCUUACCAUAUAUGAGGCUUGCCCCUUUUUCUUCGAGUUCAGAGAAGCUCCAACUGGAUGUUUGUACAACUAAUGUCCACUUCAACGGCUUACUUCAUGAACAGCACAGAGAAGCCAUUGUAGCCGUAAACAUAAGUGGUGCUGAGCAGGUCGUUGCUACUGAGGAAAUAGGGUCGCUUGUUUCUCUACAAAGGUUGCAGCUUAGUCGCUGUAAUUUUACUGACCAAAAUUUUAGUAGGUUUCUCCAGGCUCUCCCUUGUCUCUCCUCAUUGGAGAUGAUAGACCUGCCUAACAUGACAUCUCUUCCAGCAUCGGAAACACUUAAGUUCUGCACCAUGCUCACUGAGUUGUCCAUACGCAACUGCCAGCUUUUGCACUCUCUAUCCUCAUUGCAGUUUUUUGAUUCACUAAAAGUUCUGGUGAUCGAGAGAUGUCCUAAAAUUACUGCAACAUCAUUUCCGUUGAACUUUAGUAGCCUUUCAUCUCUCAAAGUGUUGAGAAUAUCAUACUGCUCAGAGCUCCAAUCUUUACCAGUAUGCGGUCUGCCAUCCUCAUUGGAAACACUUCAUAUUAUUGGGUGCCACCCGGAGUUGUCCAAACAGUCAAGAAAUAGGACAGCUGCUUUGGUACCUAGUGUGCCGAUUCAGUGACAGAAUAUUUUGCAGGGAGAGAUGGCAAUGCAAACACUGAGGCCACCUGAACACAACCUUGGAGCAUCUCUAGUAGAAUCUCUAUCCCUUGAAACUGCCAAAAUCUGUCAAAAUCCCACUCCAUGAGAUUCCCUAUCCCAAACCAUAUCCCUAUAAUUUUUAGGUCAAACCUAAAAACACCCCAUCUUGACCCAAAAUAUAGGGUAAAAAAUACCCACUGAUCCACGGGAGACCAAAUUCCCCCAAGUUCUCGCCUGCUGCCCAAUCGACCCCGCCGUCGCCCCAGUGACUCCAUGGAUGCCACUCGUCCCCUGCGGCCCAUUCAACUCCUCGUAGUGCUGAGUUGUUGCCACCCGCACUGCCCAUGGCGGCUCUCGAGUUGGCCGUGUCAGCAUCAAGUGUGGUGCUGCCCGCCGCCGGCGGGCGCGCGGGGCCACCGCAGCUCUUAAGCCCCACCUGGGUGCCACCAACAUGCAGCCCACCGGCCUUACGACACAUGAUACCAGCAUCCCGUAUCUGUGGCGCGCACAUGGCACUGACGCCGGCGAGAGGCCCAUCUAACCCCACGCAUCCCUCCCAUCCCUUGUAGCCCCUCCACCUGCUAUUGAUGUCAGCAAGCUCGGCAUGGGCAACGCUCUGAGGCAUUCGACCAAAUGCCCGCAAGUGCCAAUUUUUCAUGAGCAUGAUGAGCGUCUCUGUGUGCAUAGACGACAUCAACUACUUGAUGCCAAAUUCUCAAGUACAAGAUGUCGUGGAGUUGUUUGGCACUCUGUUUGACAAGAAAGCGCAAAGGUCCGCCCAUUACACGGUGGGUAAGGAUGGGACAUUGGUGAUGGCAUAGGACUAGGAGAAUAUGACGCUUGAUGAGGCCAUGGGGAAUGAUCAUACCAGGGCCAACUAUUGGAAGGACAUUAAGUAGGAAAAUCAUCACAAUGUGAAGACACCCUCCUGUCAGGAUGAACUGUUUUGGAUUAUGUUGUGCAUUUGUAUGUGUGUUGGAAAUUUCAAAGUUAUGGCAUUGUAAAAUAGAAGUUUGAAUUUUUGUGAUGUGAUGAAAUUGGAGUUAAAAUGGGUUUGAAUAUG
Messenger RNA from Triticum dicoccoides, 4532 nucleotides. Its product is annotated as putative disease resistance protein RGA3. Gene Ontology annotation, molecular function: ADP binding. Gene Ontology annotation, biological process: defense response to other organism. Lineage: Eukaryota; Viridiplantae; Streptophyta; Magnoliopsida; Poales; Poaceae. The record is from RefSeq and is a predicted model, not a curated record. Bases 87 to 3449 code for a protein of 1120 amino acids. The transcript has 3 exons.